Molecule: messenger RNA, 2098 nt
Organism: Nematolebias whitei (Rio pearlfish)
Lineage: Eukaryota; Metazoa; Chordata; Actinopteri; Cyprinodontiformes; Rivulidae
Product: gap junction delta-2 protein-like
Exons: 3
Coding region: 234-1223 (329 amino acids)
Biological process (GO): cell communication
Cellular component (GO): connexin complex
Source: RefSeq, a predicted model, not a curated record
GGCAUUGAGUUCAGCACCUCUCCUUCAGCAGAGUGGGACAGGCCCGGCAGAAGACACUCGGAGGCUUGGGCUGAAUUUAGAGGUCAGAAAGGGAGCUGGUCUGGGACACGGGUGUUGGUCUACACCCCACAUUCUCUUUCUUCAGGCUGGUCCUGUGAGGAGAAGACAGAAGAAGGGGCCAGCUCCCCCUGUAGUCCCGUUUCUUCGGACCACUCUGCCAUCCUUCCGUCGCCAUGGGGGAAUGGACCAUCCUGGAGAGGCUGCUGGAGGCGGCCGUCCAGCAGCACUCCACCAUGAUCGGGAGGUGGCCAGACAAAGGAGACCGAAGGGAUGUCCGUGUUGCUCUGUUUCUACUGGAUAUGAUCCUGCUGACAGUGGUGGUGAUCUUUCGUAUUCUAAUAGUGGGAAUAGUGGGCGAGAAGGUGUACGAAGACGAGCAGAUCAUGUUCAUCUGUAACACCAUGCAGCCUGGCUGCAACCAGGCGUGUUACGACAAGGCCUUCCCCAUCUCGCACAUCCGCUACUGGGUCUUCCAGAUCAUCCUGGUGUGCACGCCCAGUUUGUGCUUCAUCACGUACUCUGUUCACCAGUCCGCCAAGGCGCGCGACCGAAGCUACUCCCUGCUGCACUCUCACAUGGAUCACCAUGGCCACGGCCACCACGGCCGCCAUCAUGACCACCACGCCCGCAAGCUUCACUCUCGCAACAUCAACGGCAUCCUGGUGCAUCCCGAAAGCAGCAAGGAGGAUCACGACAUGGAGGUCAAGGAGAUCCCCAAUGGACCUCGGGGCGUCACCUCGACGCACAAAAGCUCAAAAGUGAAACGGCAAGAAGGCAUUUCUCGCUUCUAUGUCAUCCAGGUGGUGUUCCGCAACGCGCUGGAGAUCGGCUUCCUGGCCGGCCAGUACUUCCUGUAUGGCUUCAACGUGCCGGGGAUGUUUGAGUGCGACCGCUAUCCGUGCGUGAAGGAGGUGGAGUGCUACGUGUCCCGUCCGACAGAAAAAACUGUCUUCCUGGUCUUCAUGUUCGCCGUGAGCGGCAUCUGCGUGCUGCUCAACCUGGCCGAGCUCAAUCACCUCGGGUGGAGGAAGAUAAAGACGGCCAUGCGAGGCGUGCAGGCCCGAAGGAAGUCCAUCUGCGAAGUGCGCAAGAAGGACGUCUCGCACCUGUCCCAGGCCCCGAACCUUGGCAGGACCCAGUCUAGUGAGUCAGCGUACGUCUGACAGAGGCUUCUCCGCCUGGGAGCUCGAGGACCUUUGAACUUUUGGACACGAGCUUUUCCCCGGCCUGCUCAGUAGGGCACAGAACUGUAGUCUUAUCCAGGAGCACAGACUCUGUGUAGUCACAAGUAUUUCACAAGUCGAGUUUUCAACACUUGAAGAUAAAAGAAUGACCUUCAUAAUGAAGAGACAACUGUUGACGUUACAGCUAAAACUGAUCUUAGUGACUUCUCAGCUCUGCGUAGGCGACACUAGGUGCCUUCAGAGAACCGAGUACAUGAUCCUGAGCAACUAUAAAUAUAUUCAACACGGUAAUGAUAGUUUGAGAUCGACUAUUCUUGGGUUCUUUAUCAUUUGCCUUUGCUGUAGGUGAGGAAACAGAUAGAGCUUAAGGCGUGUGCAUGCAUACGCAUGAGUGUGUGUUAAAAAAAGAACUUGUGUCUGAUUAAGUCAGAAAAUAGAACGGAAAUUUAAAGUAUUUAAAGAAAGAUAACGAUAUUUCUCAUUGUUUGAGAGUUGUCUUUAUAUGAAUUAAGAAGCACCUUUUUCUUAAAGAAAUGCAAAAGUCACGAGCACGAAAACGAGCGAGCAGAAACUGGAACGCGUGUUUUGUUGACGCUGCAGGAAAUUAUUUUAAAAGUCGUCAAUAUUCUCCGCGAGCUUGGAGAGCGACGAUGAUUGAGAUUUUGUUUCCAGCUCUGUACUGGUGCUCUGCCUCGCUCCCCAGUGCCUAUGAGGCGCAGCUGCUUAACUUUCAAAACACCGGAGAGAAAAGUUGACGAAACCUGCGGCGUCUCGACUUUACGUGAAGAACGGGAACGCCUGCAGACCUUUAGGGUUGAGAAGUCACAAACGUUUUAAAGCGUGACAUCGUUUUC